Gryllus bimaculatus (two-spotted cricket) is the source of this 2845-nucleotide messenger RNA. The record is from the annotation of a GenBank genome assembly. NCBI's taxonomy places the organism in Eukaryota, Metazoa, Arthropoda, Insecta, Orthoptera, Gryllidae.
AUGGACAAUCUUGCAUUUAGCUCUGCAAUAGAUAAUUGGGAUGUUUUUCGUUGUCAGUACCCUCAGUGCAAGUAUACAACUCCAAAGAAAUCUCAGCUGGGAACACAUGCUCGGACGCAUGCGGGUGUACGUCCACAUUCAUGCAAUAUAUGUGGUCGUGGGUUCUUAGAGAAGAGUCACUUGGUCCGGCAUGAGAGGAUACAUUUAGAGGAGAAACCAUUUAAGUGUACUCAGUGUGAUUAUGCAAGUUCAAGGAGAGAUAAAUUAAAAGAGCAUUUUGGCCGACAUCAUGGAGAAAAUGCUUCUGCUAAAGUUCCUUACAAAGCACGACCCAUUAGAGGAUUAUCUUCAGGAAGAACAUCUAACAAAAAUUGCCAAGAAAAUGCAAGUGGAUUCAAUACUGGUAGCAGCAGCAACAGCAGUAAUAGUAGCACUGCUAGUGUAGAUAGAAAUCCAACCCAACCUGUGAGUGGAAAUGGUGACUUAGACUUAAUGAUGCAGCAUCAGAUGAAUGCAUCCACCUCCACCCCCACUACUGCACCCCCUCAGCAACCAACAUAUCCUGCCUUCACUGAGACUCCUCACCACCCUCCCCUAGAAUUUCAUCAUCAUCAAUUAUUGAAUACCAGAAGUGCAUCAAAAUCUGAACAUCACAGUGUGCAUCACCAUCAGCCACCAACACAUCAUCACAUGUUGCCUCCAGCACGGUCGCAGCACCAUCAAAGCUCAGCUGCAGCUGUGGCUGCCAUGAUGUUGGAUCCACGAUUCCACCAUGCUAAUCCAGCAGCUCCUUACCACACGGCUCCUCCUCCUGUAUCUAUGGCAGCAAUGGUAGUCCCUAGUGCUACUCAAACACAAGGAAUUGGGGCCCAACAUCACCAGGGUGACUAUCCAUGUAUGCCACUAUUUUAAGUGAAUCCUUGUUUGGUAGGGUUCUCUUGCACAUUCUUCAAUACACUCUUUUCCAAAGAAAAUUCUACAUUUAUGAUAUGAACUGAGUGGUAAAUAUGAAAUUUUUCUAAUUUUUUUAAUGUAAAUUUUUAGUUUUCUCAUCAAAACUGUAUCAUAUUGGAGGUUAAGGACCUCAUGUCCUUUUAUGACUUCCUCAAACUUUUUAUGACUUUUCAAGCUUUAAAAAGAUAAUGAUUCUAUUUGCCUUGCCAUGAUAAAUAAUUAUGUGCUUGGUUUUAAAAACAUAGAUGUAAAUAAGGUACUAUAAAGCAGAAAGGAAGUAUUGUGUGUUUUUGUCAUAACAUUGAAAAGUUAAUUUGAAUAUAAACGGACUUAAUUAUUUGAGUGUUCACAAGAUAUUGUAGAAAUGGGACAAGCAAUUGUGAUCAAAUGCCAAAUUAAACAAGAUUUACUACACCGAUAGCCUCACUUUUAUAGUGACAGUGUGGUACGCAUCAUGAUGAGCAUUCCAGUAACAGAAACUGAAUCAGCAGGUAAAUCAGAGCCUCAUAAGUUUAUGAUUCUAUUUCAAAUGUCAGUUAGUUUAAACUUAUUUGAAAGUAUGUUUCUUUGACAAAACUAAAUCACAAGUAAUGGCUAUAAUGCUGCUGAGGUUCAGUACACAUUCUUGGAAGAAUUCUAGGUACUUAUAACAGAAAUAAGUAUUGAAACAAUUAUUAAGAGACGUAAGAAUCUUUCUGUUCAUAGUUCAUAUUGUUUUGUUGCAAGUAAUUUCAACUUGUACUUUUUCAACUAUUUAAUAUUACUAGCUUAGUUUGGUGGCUCUGGUGGAUAUUUUCAUGUUAUAAAACCCUUUAAUUGCACUUUACAAGUUCAGAAUAUAAAGACAUUUUAAAAAUAACACAGUUUCUUGGCUUGUCAAUCCUUGGGUAGAAAGUUUCAUGAAAAAUUAUAAAUACAUAUACUUUCUUUUAAAAGGUUUUUAUUUACAAAAUUAUUUCAGUUUCAUGAAUAAAAUUAUAUUGAUUUAUGUCAUGCUGUAGAGGAAGUGAAGUAACUUACAGUGUUUCACCACUGUAGGUGCCUUGAAAUACCCAAAACACCAUUUUCUAGAACUCUUCCAGAAUAUUCUAUAAAGAUCUGGCUAAAAAUAGUGUCAAUGUCUUGUCAAGAGGAACUGAAUGAGCUAAUGAUCACCUUUGUAAAUGCUCAUUCUCAUAGACUGGUUUGGAAGGAUUGUCACUUCUCCACCAAUGGACUAAGAUGUGACAAAUGACACCUCGCUUGCACCGAAUGGUGAAACAAAAUUGGUCAAAAAGAUGCAGAUGACCUGAAUACUGUAUGUGGCAUUAAUUACCAGCUUUAUUGUCAGUAAAUUUGUUCAUGAGUUUGUUUAGUGGAAAAUGUUACUGCAUGCUUUGUGGAGCUCCUGAUUAAGGCCCAUAACAUAAGCUUCAGGAGGCCAAUUGAGGAAAAAGUGAUGCGUACAUCUUUGUCAUCUGUAUAUCAGUGUGUGCACGUUUGAUAAAAUGCACAGUAGUGUGAGCAUGGAUCUUAAAAGCUGUAUAUUUGGCUUUUAAAGGUCAGCUUCUUGCUGUCAUUUUCUGUCACAUCAUCAGUUCCUGACAAAUUUAUGACAGGAAGCAAGUAAAAAAAAGGAACUUUAUUACUGUGCCCUUGAUUAAAUGUCUUUGAAUAUCUUAUGAACAUGUCAUUAAAAUUUGUCCAUCAAUGUACAAGUGAUUAAAUUCAACAAUGUUAUGAUGACCCAAAGUGACUUAUAAAUGCAGGAAGUGAAAACAAGCUUCAAAGUUGCUAUUUUCCACUGUCCUGUUACUUAUGUUUUUUGUUGUUGCUUAAAAACUUUAUCUUUUGCAUUUCAUUGUUUAAAACUAACCCCAAUUAGCUCUGUGGUGAAAGAUGGCGAGAAACA